GGGAGCCUGAUCACUUUGAGAAUUGAAAGUGGAGGAGGAGGGUGCCAGAUACAUCAGGUUUGCAUAAUAUACAGAGAGAGAGAGAGCACCUGCCAGGUGAAUGGGCUUCGGAGCGUUGGGCUGUCAUAUGUAAUGAUAAGGAAAGUACUGGACUAUGUGGUGGGGUUGUGACAGCAUGUGCGAUCCAACGGGAGCAGGAAAAAGGCACCAGUGGACCGGACAGCUCUUCUUAUACUCACUGCUAUACACUCUGAGGAGAAACAACCGUCCUAGGUUUCAACUUCAGUGGCAUUUUUAAUCUAACUGCAGUUGCUGGAUUUAUGCACAAAAGGAUAGCCCUCAAUUUGGGACCAUGGUUGUCAAACAGGGGAGGCAAUGGAGGUCGAUGUGCAAAGGCCUUGUCCUGGGUACCCUACUUACCAGCUGUAUGAUCCUGCUCUACUGCCUAUCUGCUCCACAGGUCCACUUCAACCUGCACGAGGUGCCAGUGCCUUACUCCUGCGCUCAUCGGCCGGCUCAAGUCCACGCCUCACCACUCAGAAAUGGCUCCCAGUAUGCCACGGGACAGACGGGCCUCUGCACACCCAAAGUGGAUGUCAUGUUCAUGAAGACCCACAAGACGGCCAGCAGCACGCUCCUCAACAUCCUCUUCCGCUUCGGAGAAAAGCACAGGCUCAAGUUUGCCUUUCCAGACAGCCGUAACGACUUCUUCUACCCAUCCUCAUUCCAACGCUCCCAGGUCAAGGACUACAGGCCUGGCAUGUGCUUCAAUAUCAUAUGCAACCACAUGCGCUUCAAUGCACCGGAGGUGGCCAAGGUGCUCCCCACAGACACCUCCUACAUCACCGUCCUCAGAGACCCGGCUGAGCUCUUUGAAUCCUCCUUCCAUUACUUUGGCCGCCUGGUUCCCAUGACCUGGAAAAUACCAGGCAAGGACAAGGUGGGGGAGUUCCUGCGUGACCCCCGCCACUACUUUGACCCUGAUGGCUUCAACUCCUUCUACCUCAAGAAUCUUCUGUUCUUCGACUUCGGGCAGGACAACACUCUGGAGCUGGGCGACCCGAGGGUGGAGGAAGGCAUCCGGGCCAUCGCAGGCUGCUUCCAGCUAGUCAUGCUGGUGGAGCACUUUGAGGAGUCCCUCAUCCUGCUCAUGGACGCCCUCUGUUGGGAGAUGGACGACCUGCUCUUCUUCAAGCUCAACGCCCGGAAGGGCUCCACCGUGUCCAAACUGACCCCAGAGUUGAGGGCCAAGGCCCUGGAGUGGAACGCCGUGGACUGGAGGCUUUACCAACACUUCAAUGCCACCUUUUGGAGGAAGGUGGAGGCAUACGGGCACCAGCGGAUGGCUGACGACGUGACAGAGCUCCGGCGGAGGAAUGCAGAGAUGGCGGCCGUCUGUAUUGAGGGAGGGCAUGCUGUGGAUGCAGAUAACAUCCAGGAGACAGUCAUGCAGCCCUGGCAGCCCAUCGGGGAGAAGUCCAUCAUGGGCUACAACCUGAAAAAGAACGUGGACAAGGCCCACCUCAAGCUGUGCCGUAAGAUGCUCACACCCGAGCUGCAAUACCUGACAGAGCUGGGGGUCAACCUGUGGAUCACUAAGCUGUGGGGACAUGUGAGAGACAUGAUCAACUGGUGACAAGCGGGUGACUGAAGGGUGAUUUGAGAGAGAGAGAGACAGAGGCAUAUCCGUGGCCUGAGAGAGAGAGAGAGAGAGAGAGAGGCAUAUCCGUGGCCUGAGAGAGAGAGAGAGGCAUAUCCGUGGCCUGAGAGAGAGAGAGAGAGAGAGAGAGAGAGAGAGAGAGAGAGAGGCAUAUGUGGCCUGAGAGAGAGAGAGAGAGAGAGAGGCAUAUGUGGCCUGAGAGAGAGAGAGAGAGAGAGAGAAAGAGAGUCAUAUCUGUGGCCUGAGAGAGAGAGAGCGAGAGAGGGGCAUAUCCAUGGCCUGAGAGAGAGAGAGAGAGAGAGAGAGAGAGAGAGGCAUAUCCGUGGCCUGAGAGAGAGAGAGAGAGAGAGAGGCAUAUCCAUGGCCUGAGAGAGACAGAGAGAGAGAGAGAGAGAGAGAGAGGCAUAUGUGGCCUGAGAGAGAAAGAGAGAGAGAGAGAGAGGCAUAUCUGUGGCCUGAGACAGAGAGAGCGAGAGAGGGGCAUAUCCAUGGCCUGAGAGAGAGAGAGAGAGAGAGAGAGGGGGGGGGGGCAUAUCCGUGGCCUGAGAGAGAGAGAGAGAGAGAGAGAGAGAGAGAGAGAGAGGCAUAUCCGUGGCCUGAGAGAGAGUGUGAGAGAGAGAGGGGGGGCAUAUCCGUGGCCUGAGAGAGAGAGAGAGAGAGAGAGAGAGAGAGAGAGAGAGAGGCAUAUCCGUGGCCUGCAUAAGGUCAUAAGGGGGUUUGUUUAGCACAGCCUCCUCAAUCAUGGUAUGAUGAACUCUUCCUAUGUGUCAGCAGUAUUGACUUGUUUGCCUAAAUGGAAAACUCCACCCCAAGACUAUCUUCUGGUAUUUGUUUCAUUAGUCCAUUGUUGAUAUUGUCCCAAAACGUUUUGCAUGUCAGCAGUCAAGUUUUCAGAAUUACAGCUAGUAUGAUGCAUUUUGAAUCAUAUGAUGCUGUGUUUUGCAGAAUAUGAUGCAAAAUGCAUCCUACCAGCUGUAUUUCUGUAUUUUGAAAGUUAUAUAUCUUGAAAACUUGAUAGCUGACCAGCAAAACAUUUUGGGACUAUAUCAACAAUGCAGUGCUUAAUUUGUAAAUUGGUAGGUGCCAGAACAGUGUGCCAGAGAGGGGGGUGACUUGCGGGGCUCUGAUGUACCAGAAUACAUGAAAAAAAAAUCACCUUAAUAAUAAAUUCCAUGCAGCAUUAUCAUAGCUUUUGUUACUGGCAUAGAGCGGAAGAGAAGAAGCGCUUGCAUAAUUUCUACAUAUGGAGGGGGAAUGGAGCUUAGUGUCCGUGAAAAAUGUGGCCUUUUAUUAAAACAUUGAAUGAAAUUAAUUCUACAUCAUAUUAGAUUAAUGGAGACUUUAGCAUACUAUUUUUAAUACCUCACGAAUGAUCGAAAUGACAGGCUACUUUGACACGGACAAACUGAGAAUCUGAGAUCACUAGAAAUGAGUUUGUCUUGAAUUAAUCAAUAGCCUAGGCCUGUGUGCGCGGGGAGACACAUGGUAUACAAUAUGAGGAGGAAAUUAUAGUCCUAAAAAGGCUUUGCAGUUUCACUGACUUUCCCAAUGGUGUACUGCUCACUCGCCGGUGAUGGCCGAUGCGCUCGUGGCCAAAAAGCGUAUCUCUCUCUUGCUUUACUUUGUAAAACAAUGCUGUUGUCUCAAUAGGCCUAUUCGGAAGUUGAUAACAGGUUAGCCUUCUUUUCAACAGGAUCCAUUUUCUUUCCAAACUGUGUUUUCCCGCGAUUAUAUUUUAAAUAUUGCGAAAUGUCUGUUUUGCCUGCAUGCUGUUUGUUCACUGAAAGAUUUCCCGCGCGUUCCGGACUGUAGGCAUGCCUUGCGGUUCGGCUACACACAAUCCACACCUAGCCAGUAUUUUUUUAUAAGCUAUUGAUCCUCUGUGGGUGAAUUAUAGUUUUACUCCUGAUGUAGUAUACAGAAUUGUUUAAUUUCGUCCUAAACAGACAGCGGUAAUUCUUCAGCGUUGGCAAAUGUAGACUAUUUCAAUCUAUCAGUGUUGCUGCGGCACCUUCAGCAACCUUCAUGUGGCUAUGAUUAUAUAAGGAAAUAAAUUAUGAAGCGCAAAGCUGGAUAGAAGAGAGUUGAAGGUUCAUGUCUAUCAGAGUAGAAAGAGGGAGAGAGAGAUCAUAGAAAGUGAAUCUCAUUUUAGUUAUGUAAAGGAUACUUGCUUCCUUCUCUCACCACAGCAAUGGUCACGCGUUGGUAUAGGGCACAAUGUUGGGCAAACCAUAAACCCGGGCCAGCCCAACCUGGACACAUUCUUAGAAUAUCAGGCACGUUUUCUCAUUACGUUGUUUUACGGGGCAGGAGAAUUACAGAGGAGUCAAAGUUGAAUGAACUCAGAUUGCUUUUAUUAUAUUUUUUACAUUGUAAACAGUGAAAAUAAUUGUUCAUGCCACAAGAUGUACUGGAUCCUGGCAAAUGGGUUCUGGAACGAAAAUGUCAAAAACGGAGAGGUGCCAAACCUGUUCCAACAGGACCCGGCUCAAAUUAAGCACUGCAGCAAUUGACCAAUGAAACAAAUACCUACAUUUAUUUUCCCAUAAAUACAGUGCAUGUUUGCAAAAUGUAAUGUACCCGGUAGGUGCUUGAGAACGGCAACGUUUUCAGUUACAAUCCGAAGAUAUGCAUACCAUUGUAACAAACGUCACUCUCCCGCUUUAAAGUGUGUUUUGUGUUUAUAGGGGGCAAAUUGUCCCUUUUAUUUCCCCUCUAUUUAUUUAUGGUGAAAUUGAAUACUAUUGAAAACUGACCCGAACCAUUUCCCCAUUUGUCUAUUUGGUUGGUUUCAAUGACAACAAGUUCAGAUUCCCCUUUGUGAAAGACACAUAUUCAAGAACAUAUUGAGGGCAAAUUUAGGAC
This is a messenger RNA of Oncorhynchus masou masou (cherry salmon), 4525 nucleotides long. RefSeq names its product galactosylceramide sulfotransferase-like. Gene Ontology annotation, biological process: myelination; galactosylceramide biosynthetic process. The record is from RefSeq and is a predicted model, not a curated record. Lineage: Eukaryota; Metazoa; Chordata; Actinopteri; Salmoniformes; Salmonidae. The transcript is spliced from 3 exons. Bases 353 to 1636 code for a protein of 427 amino acids. Gene Ontology annotation, cellular component: membrane. Gene Ontology annotation, molecular function: galactosylceramide sulfotransferase activity.